AUGAGUCUUGAAGUACACUCUCAUUAUAUGCGAAUGGCCACGAAGCUUGCCAAAUACGCUCUCGACCACGACGAGACGCCUGUCGCUUGCAUAUUCGUGCACACGCCCACAAAUCGAGUAGUGGCAUAUGGGAUGAAUGACACUAAUAGAUCACUUACGGGUAUUGCACACGCAGAAUUCAUGGGAAUAGCACAAAUUCAGUCGAAAUUUGGGGUCCAGGAUACAUCAAUAUUCAAAAGCAUAACUCUCUACGUUACUGUAGAACCAUGCAUCAUGUGUGCAUCCGCUUUAAAACAGCUAGGUGUUCAAAAAGUGGUCUUCGGGUGCGGCAACGAGAGAUUCGGAGGUAACGGCUCCAUCCUGUCAAUACACAAAGAUUCGUGUACCGCUCCACAAAAUAAGCAUUGGUCAAUACCUGGCAUACUGAGAAAGGAGGCUAUAAUGCUGUUACGAUACUUUUACGUGCGAGAGAACGAAAGAUCUCCAAAGCCGCGAGCUAAGGCCAAUCGAAAACUAGACAAAUCCAAAUUCCCGCCAAUGGACUGGACUUUGUACCUCUCUAGGGAUGAAUUUGAAAGCGUGUUUGAUUCACUUCUGCUCAAACAUUAUGACGAUAGCACAGACCUUAGUGAUACUCUCAAUUGGGGCCUCAUUGAUGACAAUCAAGACCGAUUUUUUUCUCAUUUAAAGGACGAGUGUGAACAAUUCUGCCUUCAAACUGCGAAAAAACCCAAACCGCAAACCGUGAGUUAA
This is a messenger RNA of Lachancea nothofagi CBS 11611, 753 nucleotides long. Lineage: Eukaryota; Fungi; Ascomycota; Saccharomycetes; Saccharomycetales; Saccharomycetaceae. The record is from the annotation of a GenBank genome assembly.